AAUCAAUUCAAUUUAUUUCAAGUCAUCAGUCCGGAUGUGAUGUCACUUGUCCAUGAUGUAAUGUAUAGUUGAUUGCUAUUUCAACAAAUAUCGCACAAGAUCUAAAGCAUUAGUCAAAUCUUCUCGUCCAACGAGCGCAUUGGAAGUGAAAAACAGACGCUUAUUUCAAAGAUUUCGUUUACUACUCCAAAUUGUUCUUCUCCCUUAACUGCUUUACAUCGACGCACUUCGAUCAAACUAAGAUGACUGACAACAACGACGUCCAAACUCGCUCAAUCGUCCGAAACGUUUGGAUGUCUUUAGCGAUAUUUCUGAGUAUUUUUGGCAACCUUCUUCUGAUCAUGGUCAUUUCUCGUCGACAAAGGUUCCACAAUGUUACCAACGUGUACAAUUUGAAUUUGUCCUUCAGUGACUUGUUGAAGGUUAUUUUCUACAUCCCGGUAUAUCUAAUUGUGGCGGAAAGGAGAAGCUGGCCCUAUGGACUUGGUGGGUGUCAGGCGCUCAAUGUGAUUUUAUAUACCUCGUUUGGGGUUACUGUGUUGACACUUAUGAGUUUGAGUUUCGAGAGAUAUCAUCUUAUCUUACAUCCUACGAAAAAACAG
Messenger RNA from Actinia tenebrosa (Australian red waratah sea anemone), 602 nucleotides. Its product is annotated as G protein-coupled receptor 83. Gene Ontology annotation, biological process: G protein-coupled receptor signaling pathway. NCBI's taxonomy places the organism in Eukaryota, Metazoa, Cnidaria, Anthozoa, Actiniaria, Actiniidae. Gene Ontology annotation, molecular function: G protein-coupled receptor activity. The record is from RefSeq and is a predicted model, not a curated record. Gene Ontology annotation, cellular component: membrane.